Endocarpon pusillum Z07020 is the source of this 1572-nucleotide messenger RNA. RefSeq lists its product as uncharacterized. The coding region runs from base 1 to 1572 and encodes 523 amino acids. NCBI's taxonomy places the organism in Eukaryota, Fungi, Ascomycota, Eurotiomycetes, Verrucariales, Verrucariaceae. The transcript has 2 exons. The record is from RefSeq and is a predicted model, not a curated record.
AUGAGUAGGGAUGCGGUUUCCAGCGCCUCCCGAAGCAUUAAGGAUGGCAGCACCUCGGGAGGAUUGCUGUCCAAAGCGUCCAACUCCCUACGGCGCUCACCAAGCAAGAAGCACAAAUAUCAAUCGAAUCCUCUCCCUUCCCUGGAUCAGAUCUUCCACGAAACGCACAAGCCAGGAUCAUCCGAGCCUCACCCUCUUCCGCAGAAAAGGCCGGAUGUCUACCGCACACAGACAGCACCCUUGGCUCUCCAGACAAACAAGCCGUCCUUGAAAGAGGGCAAGAUACCUCAGCCGGCUGUCGAAGGAACUAUGCUCGUCACGUCGUAUACAAGCAGUCAUAGGAGAGAAACCCCCCCUCAUUUGAGCAAAAGCGCGAUAGCAGGGCCUCAGAACGGCGAGCAUGUGCACAUCUCAGGUAGCGCAGGAGAUGCUUUACCUCCUGCGCCCGCACAUGUAGCAGGAAACCAGAACUCAGACAUACUAUACCAGCAUAUUUACGACAUGGCGAGCAAGAGGAUCUCUACCCUGGAUUACUUCCGAAAAGCCCAUGAAGGCCGUGUCUUCUGGUUUAACACAGUCCACUUCUCCCGAACAGACCUCUCCAAAUGGCCCAACUUCACCGCCGCUAAGCUAUCUCGGCGUGCAACAAACUACCUGCUCCUUGGCCUCUCCAUUCCUCCAAUCCUCGAUGUACAUUCACAGAACAACUCAGCAGCAUCCGCGGCAGCCAAUGCAACGGCAGCAUACGAUUUUCUUAAAGCUCUAAAUUCCCUUCUUGGAGAAUUCGAGUCAUAUCAACAGAUUCAUCCUCCAGAUGGUAGCACAGCAUCGACCUUGAGUCGAGCCCGCAUCCCACACAUGUUCAAACGAGCCACUCACGCCACAACCAGCAGAACCCGACGAACCUCCUCUAGUGCCGGACCAGAAAUCGGUCUCCCUCUCCAGCAAAGCUCUGCCUCACAUUCCUCAGACCCCCAACGCCAUCACCACCAUCACCAUAGCAGCAACUCCAGCACUGGCACCACCGUAGACAGCAACAACAACAACACAAUCACAGCCCUCCAUCCCAACCUCUCUAGCACAAACCUGUCCCUCACCGCUCCCUCUUCCUCCCAACCAACCCCCACCACAACAACCAACUCAACCAAUACCGCACCCUCCAACCCUCCAACCACCAGCAGCACAUUCCCCUCCUUCCCAACCCCUACAGCCAACCCCUCGACCCUGGACCUGAACCUCCCCAACUCGACAUUAACAGCCUCCGAAGGACCCUACACCCACCUCCUCACGCCCCCCCUCCCCUUCGCCCCGGAUUUCUACACCGUCUUCGCCACCCUCUGCGACGUCCUGAUCGACGCCUACCAGCGCAUCCUCGGGCUGAUCAACAGUCCCGCCGUGUGUGUGCACGGCACCGCACAGGGCCUCGGCGAGAUGUUCGCCAAAGCCGAUGCGAGGUUACGGAAGGUUAUCGUCGGGGGUGUGGUCCGGGAUUUUGAGGGGGGCGCGAGGGAGAGCGGGAAGAGGGAGGUGCUGGGUGUGCAGAGGGUCGUUUUGGGCGGGUUGAUGGGUUGA